This is a messenger RNA of Peniophora sp. CBMAI 1063, 1971 nucleotides long. The record is from the annotation of a GenBank genome assembly. Lineage: Eukaryota; Fungi; Basidiomycota; Agaricomycetes; Russulales; Peniophoraceae.
AUGACAGCCCCAAAUACGAACAUACUCUCGCAGAAGGCUCGCCUUAUCUCGAGAAGACAGUUUGUCCAUAUAUGGGCGCUCUGGGACGACUGUGACAUGCGCUCCGCCGGUCCCCUUGUCUUGGCCGUUGUGGUCAUGUUGCCAAAGUCAAGUCAAGCGGCCGACACGAACAUAUCCUCGACAAACUCCUCUUCAUGCUCCCUCCCGCCGAAGUUCACGACCACGAACUUCACUGCCUGUAUGCAGGCGUUCCAUAGCCUUCCAGCCACCUGCCACGACCUCCCUGGCUUGUACGACAACAAGAGAAACCCCGUCUCGAGCCCCCAGGAUGCAACAGCCAUCUCGCUUGAGCUCUGCCGAUCGGUGUGCGGCGCAUCACCUGAACCUUUCCAGUGGAACACGUUCAGCCCUCAGUUUGGCGCCUGGCUGCUUCCUUGGCUCGCUCUAAUUCCUCAACUCCCCUUUGGAUCGCGCAACAGAUCCGAUAACUUGAUGUCCAUGCUAUUGGUCCUUGGUUCACCUGCGCUGGGUGCCUACUCGCUCAUCUUCACUGCCCUCAACGGACACUGGAUAUCACGCAGACUGUCGGGUAUCAGAUACCCCAAUGUCAAGAACGCGUGGCGUGUACUCAGCAGCCUGCAGCAAUCUGCUCUUCGCAUCGAUGAUGAGCAGGGGCACUUCUCGAGUCUGAUCGUCGCGUCAGAAAACGAUGGCUGGUGGAAAGAGCUCGCGCGCGAACUGGACUACAAGCAGACGUGGUCGCUUGCUAUAGUAGCCCAGAUCGCUUGGGUGCUCGUUGCAUUCAUCUUUCUGUGGUUGCUUCCCAUAGUGAUCGGCUACCUUCAGCUGGCGCCCAAAUGCGACGACGAGAAGGUGCGAGGGGCUGUCGAGUACGUCAAUAAGAGUAAGGCGUAUCUUGCCGGUUCUGGCGCCGACUCGAAACCCGAGCGCGUAACUCCAGGGCACUAUGGCCUUCGCAUUGAAGGUAGAGAAUCCGGCGAAGUCAACAAGGACGAACAAGCCUGUGCGCCCAUAUUCAACUACGCACGCUUUCUACCGUGGACUAUGUGCGCCGAGUAUGUUGCCAGAGCAUACGAUCUGGCCGAUAGGAAGGUGAUCAACCACAAAUCAGUUUCGGGAGUUUGGAAGGAGCAUUGCAUGCUUUGCAAAGAAAGCGAUGUUUGUUGCCGCAACAGGGAAGGCAAUAUCGAACAGGUUCGCCUGUACACGAAGGACGACGAAGGACUUCGAGGACUCAUUGCGACGGGCGUCUUCGGGCGUUUCCUCAUCUCUUCUGCCAUUGCCUUCGCCCUUCUGUGGGGUACGGUUGGUGGGGGUAUUGUCGUCGUCCUCUAUACUCCGACCAAGGGUCUUGGCUGUCGUAGCGGCGCGUACAUUCUGUAUGCAGCGGUCGCGACGGUCAUAUGGCUCUUCAUGGUUCUGGUAUCUGUCCUGUCUUAUUACGCUAGCCCGCCUGCAGUCCUAACUUCGGAAACGAAGUACCACGCUAUCGCCGAGGACGAUGACGAGACUCUAGACAACCAUGGAGCCAUCCCCUUGGACACCCUUGCACACUCAGGUGGUGGUCCGACGGAGGUGAAUGUUACCCUUCUCCCUCACGCGCAGGCUUCACCGCGGCGCCAAACACCCUCCGCCCGGCUAGCAGCCAACUUUGCAGUGGGGUUUCGAAGGUUGGGAAAGACAUUGGCCAUCGCCAAUUCCGCGUGGAUCAUUCUUGUAUGCAUCAUGCAAUUCUCAAAUAUAUUCGACGAGUGCUUCUGCAAUGCGAGUACGAUCGGCCUGGGAUCCUCUGCUUAUUUCGUCAUCAACCUCCAGCCGGGCGAUGUUCAGGCCAUGAGAUUAACUUGGGGCUACGCACUUGGCCUUUCCCUUGGGACCGCGGCUGCCUUCGUCGUAUUCGUAGCUCUGUUUGUUGAUCCUCCCACUCCCGAGGUUGUGCGCGGCAGAUAG